Molecule: messenger RNA, 2785 nt
Organism: Centropristis striata (black sea bass)
Lineage: Eukaryota; Metazoa; Chordata; Actinopteri; Perciformes; Serranidae
Gene: p2ry4
Product: pyrimidinergic receptor P2Y4
Exons: 2
Coding region: 365-1450 (361 amino acids)
Biological process (GO): G protein-coupled receptor signaling pathway; transepithelial chloride transport
Cellular component (GO): plasma membrane
Molecular function (GO): G protein-coupled UTP receptor activity; G protein-coupled purinergic nucleotide receptor activity
Source: RefSeq, a predicted model, not a curated record
UCCACUCAGCAAUGUGACUUCCCAUUCCAGCAGCACACACACAGCGUGAGUGUGCUCUCCAUGUCUCCACAACUCUGCAGCGCUGCCAUGGACUCCAGCACCACCGAAAAACAACUUUUACUGCGUAUCUAAUGUGCGCCGGCUGGAAGGCUCAGGGACGACGAAGAAGAAGAAGAAGAAGAAGAAAAGGAAGAAGACGACGAAGUGAGCGGAGCAGCGACUGCAUCUUAUCUGAAAAGAUAAAACAAAACUUCUCUCUAGGAACGGAAUCGAGACCAGCCUUACUCGGAGGCUGUUUUAGGAUCCUGUUUGGGGUUCGGUCACCUGCUGGCUAUAAAGUGCUACACUGAGAAGUUGCAUCACAAUGGAAACGGCCAUCAGCAGCCCUGGUGCAGGCAACCAGUCGCUGUUCAUGCAGGAGCUCAACUACAGCUGUCGCUUUAACGAGGAGUUCAAAUACAUCCUGCUGCCCGUGUCCUACAGUCUGGUGUUUGUGGUCGGCCUCGUGCUCAACGCCACGGCUCUGUGGUUGUUCCUAAAGAUGCGUCCGUGGAACCCGAGCACCGUGUUCAUGUUCCACCUCGCCAUGUCCGACUUCCUGUACGUCCUCUCCCUGCCCAUGCUCAUCUACUACUACGCCAACCGCAGUGACUGGCCCUUUGGAGUGGUCACCUGCAAAAUAGUGCGCUUCCUUUUCUACGCCAACCUCUACUGCAGCAUCCUGUUCCUCACCUGCAUCAGCGUGCACCGCUACCUGGGCAUCUGCCACCCAAUCAAAGCGAUGACCCUGGUGAAGCCCCGCCACGCCCACCUGGCGUGUGCCAUGGUGUGGUGUGUGGUGAGCGUUUGCCUGGUGCCCAACCUCAUCUUCGUCACCACCUCCAGGAGGGACAACGACACCGUGUGCCACGACACGACCAGCCACGGGGCCUUCGAGGAGUACGUGGACUACAGCUCCGUGGUGAUGGUCCUCCUGUUUGGCGUCCCGUUCCUGGUCAUCAUGGUGUGUUACUGCUUGAUGGCGCGGGCCCUGUGCCGACCCAGACGGGGAUUAUCUGCCAGCCAGCAGGGCGCCGCCUCGCGUCAAAAGUCCAUCAAGCUCAUCAUAAUUGUCUUGGUGGUGUUCGCUGUGAGCUUCGUGCCAUUUCACAUCACACGGACACUCUACUACACCGCCCGUGUGUUAAAACUUAACUGCAGAACCCUUAACAUCGUCAACUUUACUUACAAGAUCACCAGGCCGCUGGCGAGCAUCAACAGCUGCAUUGAUCCAAUUCUGUAUUUCCUGGCCGGGGAUCACUACAGAUCCAAAAUGAUGUCUGUUUUGACUGGAAACAGACAAACGACAAGCAGCCAAUUACCAGAACAGGCACCGGCGAACAGCAACCCGGGCAUCGCUCUGGUCUAUAAGAACCCAGCCCAUAAAACCAAAGAGGAUUUUGAGAGAUAGAAAGAAAUAUUUUGCAGACAUCUAAAGUAUUAAAGGUGCAAUGUGUAACAUAUGACCAGAUUUUAGUUUAAAAAUGAACUAACAUUAUCUAGACAUUAUGAAGGAGUCACAGUUUUGACGUUACAUUGAAGACGUCUAUGUACAGUGAUGUGUUGCAGAGUUAUCUAAUGAAGUAAGCAUGCAAACUUCACUUUCAGUGGAAAAGCCAACCAAUAACAAAAAGUGUGUAGGUGCUUGAUCCCACUACAAAGCAGUAAACUGAUAUCCGUCUGUUCCACAUCCUGCACUGCCCACAUUCAACACGAAUAUUGCCUUGGCACUCGCUUGCAUUUGAGUAUGUGUGACCACAGCCUGAGUAGUAAAACAGUUGGCAGCUUUACACCUGAAACUAAAACUCAAUUUAGGAACUACACCCAAGGAGAAUGUUGCAAUAAAUGGGGCCCCUGAGUGUCUAUCUCCAUCCCAUGGGAGAUUACUUGCUUAGUGGAUGUGAUGACAGAAAAACCACAAGUAAGCCAAGCUAGGCUGAGUCGAGCUUAGCACAAACCUGCUGUACAGCAUUUUUCACCUGCUUUCUCUUUAACUAGCUGGGUGACAUGAGACUGUGGAUUACAAACAACUGCACAGACAGUUGUGUUAUGAUGAUAAUGUCGACUUUGCUGCACAAAAACAUCCUGACUUAGCUUAAAGCUAGCACUUCCGUGCUAACCCCACUCCCAGACUCCGCAUUGCAUCCACCUGUGGCUCCGCCUGUGCCUCCUCUCUGCAGAGCUGUGGGUGUGUGUGCUCUCCACUGAUGGAGCUAGUCUCUCCUUGGUCCAGUUAUUGGCAACAGUCUUUUAAACGUAGAAUCUCAGUUCGGGUGUCAAUCUUAAUUUUAGAUUGGAACUUUUGCUAUACACUGUUGAGGACAUUGCAAGAUUUUUUGUAUCUGACUGUACUGAAUCUUGAACAGUUUCAUUAUUUCAUUUAGUCAAUAAUGUCAUUGCACCAAGUGAAAUGCUGCCCCAAGCACCUGUUUGAUUUUACUUUUGUUUUGCACUGAGAAGUUUGGAGGAGAAUAAGUUUACUGUAACAUUUACUCACAGUAUAGUGUGCUUUCAAUCCAACAAAGCAGUGUUUAACAAGCAUAAAGACUAUUUCCCCUCACUACUGUGUCUGUAAGAUGAACUUCAGGUGGGAGGGAGUCUGGACCCUUUCCUCUGCGUACAGUCUCCGACCACAAAGGGAUUAUUAUUACACCAAGUUAUAAUAGACAGUAUUUAUGCUGCUGUGUUCUCUUCUCCUUUGUGGGGAAACGAUGCAUAUACAAAAUAAAGUUUUACAUUGAAAUUA